AACUUUGUUAGUUGCGGCGGCGUCAAAUCAAUGGCAAAUUUAAUUGAUUUUAGUUUAUUAUUCAUUACAAAAAUCGAUAAAAAUGGUCGAGAAUAAUGAAGUUGAGCUCUCGGAAGCGGAGGCGGAACAAUACGAUCGUCAAAUUCGUCUUUGGGGCUUGGAAUCACAGAAGAGAAUACGCUCUUCUAAAGUUUUGAUCAUCGGCUUGUCCGGUUUGGGUGCCGAAAUCGCUAAGAACAUUAUUCUAUCUGGAGUGAAGAGUGUGUGUUUACUUGACAAAAAGUUAAAGGAGAGUGAUUUGUACUCGCAGUUCUUAGCUCCGCCGGACAAGAUAGGUGAGAACAGAGCCGAGACCUCGUUGCAACGCGCGAGGGCUUCGAACCCUAUGGUCGAGGUUACAGCGAAGACGAAGGCAGUGGAAGAGCUGCCGGAUAGCUAUUUCGCAACGUUUGACGUAGUUUGCGCUACAGGUUUGAAGCAGGAACAACUUGAGCGUAUAAACAACGUUUGCCGUGACAACACGAAGAAAUUCCUUUGCGGCGAUGUAUGGGGUAUGUUUGGUUAUAUGUUCGCUGACUUAUUUGACCACGAGUAUUCGGAGGAAAUAGUCCAACACAAAGCUGUGAAACGGGGCCCUGACGAUACUGAGAAGAAUGCUAGAGAAACUGUUACCAUUAAUGUGAAGCGCAGAGCUAUUUACGUGCCGCUGCUUAAGAAGUUAGCUCUAGUAUAGACUAUAAACUCGCAAAUUAGUCGAUACUAGAGCUAAGUUCUUUAACUGGACCCUUUCAAGUAAAGAUUUUUAUAUAAACCUGUGAGGAUGAUACUGCCAUUGGCACAAUUAAAAUGUCAUAAGCCUACGUUGUCGUAUUAAGUUUACAAAUAGCGAAAAACCAAAUUAAAUUUGAAUUUCGCGGGCAGGCCCGUCCCAUGCCCCUUUAAAUAAAUACCAAUUUAUGUUUUUGUUAUUUUAUUAUU
Molecule: messenger RNA, 978 nt
Organism: Maniola jurtina (meadow brown)
Lineage: Eukaryota; Metazoa; Arthropoda; Insecta; Lepidoptera; Nymphalidae
Product: SUMO-activating enzyme subunit 1-like
Biological process (GO): protein sumoylation
Cellular component (GO): cytoplasm; SUMO activating enzyme complex
Molecular function (GO): SUMO activating enzyme activity
Source: RefSeq, a predicted model, not a curated record